This is a messenger RNA of Colletotrichum karsti, 3477 nucleotides long. RefSeq lists its product as uncharacterized. Gene Ontology annotation, cellular component: cytoplasm. The coding region runs from base 1 to 3477 and encodes 1158 amino acids. The transcript has 4 exons. Gene Ontology annotation, biological process: regulation of GTPase activity; signal transduction. The record is from RefSeq and is a predicted model, not a curated record. Lineage: Eukaryota; Fungi; Ascomycota; Sordariomycetes; Glomerellales; Glomerellaceae.
AUGCUGUCCCCCAUGGCCGUGUCGCCGGCGGUCUCGAAGUUCAGCAGUGCUAACGACUCUCCUCCUGAUUCAGCCGGGAACCGAUGGCAUCUCGACUGCUUCCGCUGCAACACCUGUGGCACCCUCCUCGACUCCGAUGCGAACCUGCUGCUGCUCGGCGAUGGCUCCCUCAUCUGCAAUAACUGCACCUACAGCUGCAGUGCUUGCGGGAACAAGAUUGAAGAUCUUGCCAUCCUGACCGGCGACCAGGCGUUCUGCGCGACGUGCUUCCGGUGUCGCAACUGUAAGAGAAAGAUUGAGAACCUGCGAUACGCGCGAACCUCCCAGGGAAUCUUCUGCAUGAGCUGUCAUGAGUCGCUCAUGGCAAGACGACGAAAAAAAUCAAAAGCGGCAGCUCAAGCCAAGUCGAGGGAGAAAGACGGGUCUCCAAUGAUAACCGACAAGUCGCUUCCCGCCCUUCCUCCCAACGCCAUUCCUCCGAAUGCCUUCUCUGAUACCAGAGUCGACCCUGACUCCGAUACGCCCACCGAGUUGUCCCCUCGCCCGCGCCCUGCCUACAGCAGAAACGACUCGUCGUCCAAAAACAGCACUCGGCCCUCCCGCUCCCCUGAGCGCCCUUCAGAAGCUACCAAGGAUGGUCUGUCUUUACCUCCCUCAAACUACCGCAACAACCGCAAUUCGACCAUCCUCCCUCCGAACGCCGGCGUCGAUGCCAACGGCGGCGGCGACGACGGCUUUUUCAUCCCGGUUGCACUGGACCCGUCACCCAUUUCCAACACUGCCCCGCGGUCAACGUCAGAGAACGCGUCGAGCUCCAAGAAGGACAAGGACUACUUCAACAGCGUAACUCGCGCUAGCACGGAUAAGAAGAAUGAUUCUUCAUCCUCGACGCCGCAUAUCGCUUUCCAGGAGAAGGGUCGCCAGCCGUCGUCCGACUACGACUCGGCCUCUGUCAAGCUGCCACUGCGCAAGACGUCGAAGUCUUCUAGAAGCGAUCCGCGGGCGUCUAUUGGCAGCGACGAGAAGACUCAAAAGGUCACUGCUGGCAAGCUGUCACCGUCGAUCGACGAGUUCAAGUUGCAGGAUGCGCCCAAGAGCAAGAAGUUGGUCAGCCCCAGGAGCGCAUCGCACUCGGCCGCCAUGACCCCUGAAAGUGGAAGCGCCAAGAGCAGUGACGGCGUUCUACGCAAAGACAAGGAGCCAUUCCCGAACUUGCCCUCGUCCGAUUCACCUCCCCGCAAGGGCAACGGGACCUCUCGAUCGUCCCAGGACUCGAGACAACGCGAUGAGGGCGAGGUCCGACCCUCGAUGGACUCCAUCUCUUCGUCACGAACAGACGUGACAGCGAAGUCCAUCACCAGGAAGGAACUGCCUGCGCGCAACGCCAACGGUAAGGCCGUCAGCGGCUCUGCUGGGCGUUCCAGCAUGCACGAUGAGACAAGCUCAUCGGGUCUCUCCGCUCCCGCGCGCCCGAAUAUGACUGAGCACAAGCUCAGCGACACUUACAUGCAGCCCCGAGCACCCCCGCAACCGCCCGGCCUGCCAGCGAACACACCCAAACCCCCUUCUAAGGAUCAGGCGAACGCAUCGAGUGAAGAAAAGGUUUCGCCCAAGCUGCCAAGAUGGAGUGCAGGUGGCGACUUCAGUAUGGACGAGGACAUGGCUAGGAUCCUGGGCACCGACGAAGGUUCUUCUUCGAUACUUCGCCGUGUGUCAAACGCCGUUCGUCAUGGUCGCACCAACAGCACAGAAUCCAGUCACCCUCAUAUGCCUCAGCACCCCCAUAGAGUCACCGGUCACACGAGGAGUAUUAGCGAAACCACCCGUGGCACCCCGUCUCCUCGCUGGCCAAAGACGCCGAUUCUCGAAGACCCCAACAGCCGUGAUAUCAGCAGCCCCGUUUCCAUCCAUUCGAGCGACGAUCCAGCUCUCCUUAAGCGGCAGCUGCGUAACUCGGAGAAUCGCGUGGCGGAGUUGGAGAGGCAAUUCACCACCGAGAAGGACCUGAAGCGACUGAACAAGACUCUGAUUGAAAAACGCAAGACGGUCUCGGUGCUCGACACCCAGACCGAGAUUAUGAUCAGGCAAUUGGAGGUUUUGGCCGGAUACGUUGAGCGUGCCAAGGAGACCAAGACGCCCGUCGAUCCUCGGGAUCUGGAGGACUCCGCGAUUAAGGAGUUCGUGCAGAAGCUUGAUAAGGUCAAGCAGACGAUGAGCGCCGCCAUUGAACAGCUUCAUACCGAACGUGACGAAUUGGUCGACGAGAAGAACCAGGCCAUCGCCGACAGAGACCGCGCUCUUUUGGAAUUCGAGCAGCUUUCGUCCAAGAACGCCCAGCUCGCCGAUAUGAACAACGACCUUACCCACCAGAUCCAAGAGCGCUUCAAGUCUCAGAUUGGCGGCGAGCUCAAGUCGCCCAACGGACUGGGCAUCUACAGUCAGAGCAAGGUCUUCUCGUCAUCGAACCUCAACCUGGCGGACUCUGCCAGCAUGACCACUACCCUCGUUCAUGAGACGGAGGAGCCCGUCGUGGAGGCGAGACCGACAGUUGUAGACAUCCGCAAGGGUCAAGUCAAGAAGUUCAACUGGAAGAAGGGUGGUAAGAGCAUGGCACAGAACUUGUCCAAGGGUCUCAACCGAGCCGCUGGCGCAUUCGCAAAUGAACGCGAGCAACGCAUGCACCAGCCGGGUCUCACGGGCGACAACAUUGGUCUGCCGUACAACAUGACCGUGUCCCAAGUCGAGGCCCCUAGCACACAGCUCUCCAACAACGCUGCACCGAAGGGUGCGCCGCCGCAUCCCGGAGGCUUCGGUUUCUUUGGAAAGAAGGGCGCAGUCAAGUCCAUGUCCACCACAAAUGUGUCGACACCCGCAAUUGCGGAGGCGCCUUCCACGCUUUUCGGCUCUGAUCUCGUCGAGAGAGCCGACUACGAACGUCGCACGAUUCCGAGCGUUGUCACCCGUUGUAUUGAGGAGGUUGAGCUACGUGGUAUGGACAUUGAGGGCAUCUACCGAAAGACCGGCGGCAAUUCUUUGGUGAAGGUGAUUCAAGAGGGCUUCGACAAGAGCGAGGAUUACGAUAUCUCAGACCCCGGACUCGACAUCACAGCAGUGACGAGCGUUUUGAAGCAAUAUUUCAGGAAGCUUCCGAUCCCGCUGCUGACGUUCGAUGUAUACGAUAGGGUUCUUGAGUCCAACGCCAUUGCAGACCAAACGGAACGCUGCGACCACCUGCGCAAGGUAUUCGGCACAAUGCCCCAGCGUCAUCGUGACUGCCUCGAGUUCCUCAUGUUCCAUCUGGCCCGCGUGGCUCAACGUGAGCCCGAGAACUUGAUGUCUCCCAAGAACCUGGCGGUUGUAUUCGCCCCGACAAUCAUGAGAGACACCAGCCUCGAGCGAGAGAUGACGGACAUGCACGCCAAGAACCUGGCCGUGCAAUUUGUCAUUGAGAAUAGUCACACCAUUUUCACUGAUUAA